This is a messenger RNA of Papilio polytes (common Mormon), 1540 nucleotides long. RefSeq names its product putative serine protease K12H4.7. The record is from RefSeq and is a predicted model, not a curated record. Gene Ontology annotation, biological process: proteolysis. Bases 80 to 1498 code for a protein of 472 amino acids. Gene Ontology annotation, molecular function: dipeptidyl-peptidase activity; serine-type exopeptidase activity. The transcript has a single exon. Lineage: Eukaryota; Metazoa; Arthropoda; Insecta; Lepidoptera; Papilionidae.
AGGACAAAUAUAGGACAUAGCUCAGUGUGUUAGGAAUUCCCUUAGUAGCAGUUGACGGCAAUUAUUGUUAGAACUAAAAAUGUUUUACAACAUUUUAAAAGUAUUAAUUUUUAUACAUCCAAUUUGUGGUUUUGUAUUCGACGGUCGAUUUAAACAUUUGGUAAAAGAAGUAACUUCCUUGAUACAGUUUGGACCUCCUGUUCACGAAACUAAAUGGUUGGAACAGAAGCUUGAUCAUUUUGAUGACAACGAAAAUCGUAAAUGGAAAAUGCAGUAUUUUAAAAGAAACGAUUUUUGGAAACCAAAUGGCCCAGUCAUUCUAUUUAUUGGCGGCGAAGCUGCAGCAUCGCCUGGUUUUUUAUAUGGGGGUAUGGCUUAUGAAUUGGCAAAAGAGACGAAUGGUGUGAUUUUUGCAUCGGAACACAGAUAUUAUGGUAAAAGUGUACCUUUGAAAUUUAAUACUGUCGAUGAUUUUAAGUAUUUAAGCGCAAGACAAUCUCUCGCCGACAACGCACAUCUAAUACGAACAAUUAAAUUAAAUCCACUUUAUUCUAAAGCCAAAAUUGUUGUGAUCGGUGGCACUUAUUCCGGAAACUUAGCAGCUUGGAUGAGGUUAUUGUACCCAGAAUUGGUUGACGCAGCAGUAGCCAGUAGUGCACCAGUUUUAGCAAAGAAAGAUUUUUACGAAUACCUAGAAAAGGUAAACGACGUAUAUGAAAAAUAUGGCACUAAUGACUGCUUAGCUAAAAUAAAAGAUAAAUUCAAAAGAUACGAAACCUUAUUAGAAUCUCAAGAUGGUAUCGAACAGCUAAAGAAGGAAGAGAAUAUUUGUCCCGAUACUGAUUUGAGUGUACCAGAAAACAAACAAACGUUUUUCCUUACUAAGACAUCUGAAUUUAUGGGGGAAGUACAAUAUGGUCGCGUUGACGAUAUUAAAUAUCGCUGUGAACAUUUUAAUGAAACCAUAGAAAGUCAACUUGAUGUCGAACCGAAUUUAUGGAGAGAAGAAAGCCAAUGUCACGACUACGAUUUCAACAGAAUGGUUGAUUAUAGUUACAAAAAUAAAUCUAGCUUUAUCGCUUGUUGGACAUAUCAAACAUGUACCGAGUUCGGAUACUUCCAGAGUUCUACUUCUAGUAAACAACCCUUUACGAAUAAUAUACCGGUAGAUUACUAUGUUAAAUUAUGCAUGAAAGCAUUUGGUUCUGAAUUCAACGAUACGAGAGUAGAUAAUGGAAUAAAUAAAGUGAACGACAUUUAUGAAGGCUUACAUCCAAAUGUAACCAAAGUCGUCUUUGUAAACGGGGACAUGGACCCGUGGAGUACAAUUGGAAUUUUAGAAGACGUAUCUCAUGACGCUCCAGCUAUUAUUAUUCCUCGUGCAUCUCAUUGUAGAGAUUUAGUUGUAAGUCACAAUGACGAAGUAGAGUUGCAAGAAGCUGUAAAACACAUCAAAGACUUGAUUAAGAAAUGGAUAGGAGUUGGAGAAUUCAUUUGAAUAUAUUUGAUUUACUUGCAUUAUUAAAAACAUAACAACAUC